AAGCAACCUAAUCAUGUCCAAUUUUUCAUAAAAAAUGCUUUCGAACACAAAAUUUAGAAGUACCAUAGAACACUUUUACUAAAAAGUUGCACAAGGAGUUAUGUCCUUGUCGUCAUCGCUAUCUGACUUUAACAGCCCCUCGUUUAUAAAAGAAUAUGUUAAUAAUGUCACUGUAUACUGGUAUGAUGAAGAUUUUGCACAAAGUCGAUAUCCACCAGGACAAAAAAUCAGUCAAGCAUGUACCCUGAUUUGUCUUCUUGUUGCACAACGAAUAUCUGAAGCAGGAUUUUUCAUACGUGAUAUAGAAUCAAAUCCUGAAAUUAGUAAUUACAUAGCCAAGGCUAUGAUAGAAGGUAAUGCUACUCAUGCACGGAUUGUUAAAAAUGGAUUAGUUGCUCACCCAUAUCUCAGUAUAGAGGAAGCAUUAAGACAUGGUGGCAAUAAAUUAAUUAUAAUGAAAGAAUGGACCUUUCAAGUGUUUCAUGAAAGAAUUGAGAGAGGCUUAUAUAAAAAUAUAAGUAACUUUUUACACAAAUGGUAUGCAUCUCCAAAAUCCAAUAACUUAUUCAUGUUUCUAAUUACAUGUGGCCGUACAGUAUUAUUCAUAUUUCAAGAAAAUACUAAUAUUGUAACAUUUUUUGAUUCCCACAAUCAUCAAAUGAAUACAAGGCCAACUAGAGGAUUAGUUCUUGCGCAGGUAAAUCUUCAUAGAAAAAUAAAUUUUUAAUGUUAAAAUAUUUUACAAAUUAAUAAUUAAAAAAUAAUGUAGACAUCUAUAGACAAAUUAAAAUAUCUAUGCAAGUGGUAUAUCGAAGAUAUAUUAAAUCAAUGUUAUAAUAUGAAAUCGGAGCAGUAUG
This is a messenger RNA of Megalopta genalis, 857 nucleotides long. Lineage: Eukaryota; Metazoa; Arthropoda; Insecta; Hymenoptera; Halictidae. The record is from RefSeq and is a predicted model, not a curated record.